Messenger RNA from Neofelis nebulosa (Clouded leopard), 2274 nucleotides. It is a transcript of the gene VPS4A, whose product is annotated as vacuolar protein sorting 4 homolog A. Lineage: Eukaryota; Metazoa; Chordata; Mammalia; Carnivora; Felidae. The transcript is spliced from 11 exons. Gene Ontology annotation, molecular function: ATP binding; ATP hydrolysis activity. Gene Ontology annotation, biological process: vacuole organization; endosomal transport. The coding region runs from base 173 to 1486 and encodes 437 amino acids. The record is from RefSeq and is a predicted model, not a curated record.
GCCGUGCUCCUCGCUCGCCCUCCGACUCCGCUCCCGCUGCGAGCGGCUGCCCUGCCCGCGCCCAGCGCCAACCCGCCGGGGUCCCCGCGCCGGACCCAGCAGCUCGGCUACCCGGGGCCGGACCGAGGCCGCAAGAAGCGCCGCGGGGUGUGGGGCGGACCCAGGAGAUGAAAUGACAACGUCAACCCUCCAGAAAGCCAUUGACCUGGUGACAAAAGCCACAGAAGAGGAUAAAGCCAAGAAUUACGAGGAGGCACUCCGGCUCUACCAGCAUGCCGUGGAGUAUUUCCUACACGCUAUCAAAUAUGAGGCACACAGCGACAAGGCCAAGGAGAGCAUUCGAGCCAAGUGCAUGCAGUACCUAGACCGAGCGGAGAAGCUGAAGGAUUAUUUACGAAACAAAGAGAAGCAUGGCAAGAAGCCAGUCAAAGAAAAUCAGAGUGAGAGCAAGGGCAGCGAUAGUGACAGUGAAGGGGAUAAUCCAGAGAAAAAGAAACUGCAGGAACAACUGAUGGGUGCUGUUGUGAUGGAGAAGCCCAACAUUCGGUGGAAUGAUGUGGCCGGGCUCGAGGGGGCCAAGGAGGCCCUCAAAGAAGCUGUCAUUUUGCCAAUUAAAUUCCCACAUUUGUUCACAGGCAAGCGUACGCCUUGGCGAGGGAUACUGCUCUUUGGACCCCCUGGCACAGGCAAAUCCUACCUGGCCAAAGCGGUAGCGACAGAGGCCAACAACUCCACCUUCUUCUCUGUGUCCUCCUCAGACUUGAUGUCUAAGUGGUUGGGGGAGAGUGAGAAGCUAGUCAAGAACCUGUUUGAGCUGGCCAGGCAGCACAAGCCUUCCAUCAUCUUCAUCGAUGAGGUGGAUUCCCUCUGCGGGUCCCGCAAUGAAAAUGAGAGCGAAGCUGCUCGAAGGAUCAAAACGGAGUUCUUGGUCCAGAUGCAGGGGGUGGGGAAUAACAACGAUGGGACCCUGGUUCUCGGUGCCACAAACAUCCCGUGGGUGUUGGAUUCAGCCAUUAGAAGGAGGUUUGAAAAGCGGAUUUACAUCCCGCUGCCCGAGGAGGCUGCCCGUGCCCAGAUGUUCCGGUUGCAUCUGGGGAGCACCCCCCACAACCUCACUGAUGCCAACAUCCAUGAGCUGGCCCGGAAGACGGAAGGCUACUCAGGCGCUGACAUCAGCAUCAUUGUGCGGGACUCCCUCAUGCAACCUGUUCGAAAAGUACAGUCGGCAACACACUUCAAAAAGGUCUGUGGCCCUUCCCGCACCAACCCUAGUGUUAUGAUCGAUGACCUCCUGACCCCAUGUUCCCCAGGGGACCCAGAGGCCAUGGAGAUGACUUGGAUGGAUGUCCCUGGUGACAAACUCUUAGAGCCUGUAGUUUGCAUGUCGGACAUGCUCCGGUCUCUGGCUACCACUCGGCCCACCGUGAAUGCAGAGGACCUCCUGAAAGUGAAGAAAUUCUCAGAGGACUUUGGACAGGAGAGUUAAAAAUUUCUUCACUCGGUGAUGGUGAAGGUGGGAGGAAUUGAUUGGGGUAAAAAAAAUCCACGGCACCCCCCCAUGUCAGCAGCCAGACAGGGCCCCGGGGCUCAUCUUCACGUCACUCUGGCGUCCCCUCUGCUGUCUGGCCACCAGCCGGGGAGUGGGAAGGAAGGGCCUCCGGGGCCGCAGAGACACAGAAGCACAUUCGGCACUGGGUGGAAUACUGGUUCUUCCUACUUCUUCCUACUGGUUCUCCUCCUCUUCUGGAUGCUCAUCAACUCCUUGUCCUGCCCCUCCACGUUUUGUUUUGUUUUUUUGAACCUUUCUUUGUUCCCCUAAAUUAAUGCUGCUUGGAUUUUUGUCUUCUUUAUAAAUAAAGUUAAAAUCUCCCAGAAGCGUCAAGGAGUAGGAGCAGCCCACACCGUGGGGUUGGUGCAGACCGUCAGAAUGGCUUGCCAGCUCCCUCCGCCCUUUCCUUCUAACCCAAGUUUUACUCCUUAUGCACACAAUGGCGAAUGCCCUGGGUCGCCAGCCCGAGCCCUGCCUGUAAAGGCUGAGAGUAAAGCCAAGCCAUUCCCAACCCCUACGUCAGCAUCCCCGGCCCUGUGUCCUCCCUGCAGGAGGAGAGGAUGGUUUUUGUGAGCACAAAGCUAUGUAGAUCAGAAUGAGUGAGGGCAGUCAGGUAGGGUUUCACUGCUGCCUUCUCUUCCCUCUGAAUGUGAGAACGCUGAACCCAGCCACUGCCCCUGGCACCCCGCCCUGGAAAUGGGCUAAUAAAUCCUUUUCCCUCUUGA